CUCAGAACCACUGAGCAGAACUUCAUAUCAAGUCCAUCCAUCCUUAUAUAUAGAGAACUCCGCAGCUCAGGAGUGCAGUGCCUACGAUGAGUUCUUCGGGAAAUGGACUUGAAACAUUUAACCUGGGGGACUUUAAGCUUGAGUCGGGUGAAAUCCUCACAGGUGCAUUACUAGCAUACAAGACCUAUGGUGAUCCUCAAAAUGCAGCGAUCAUCAAUCCAACCUGGUAUACAGGAUCUGUUCACGAUUGCGCCAAAAACUUCUCGAGCUCCAACGUGUCACUGAAUCCUUCACAAUAUUUUAUCGUCGUCCCGGCGCUUUUUGGAAACGGUGAAAGCACCUCUCCUUCAAACCGGCCUGACCUCGGUGAGAAUUUUCCAACGGUCACGUUUGCCGACAAUGUUCAUGCACAGUAUCGGCUACUCACCGAGAAACUUGGUGUAAAACAUGCCAAAGCUGUGGUUGGCUGGUCGAUGGGUGCCGCCCAGUCGUACCAGUGGGCUGUUCAGUAUCCUGACUUCAUGGAUUGCAUUGCGCCUAUAUGUGGCUCAGCAAAAACUGCAAUUCACAACAACGUCUUCUUGGAGGGGGUCAAAAGUGCGUUGAUUGCCGCUCGUGGCGGUACCAGUCUAGGGAUCGGCAAGGGGCAACAGUACCCUUCGAGUAGCCCCUGGACGACUGAGCAGCGGGUAGUUGGUCUCAAAGCAUUGGGACGAGUAUACGCAGGAUGGGGUUUCAGCCAACCUUGGUACCGGCACAAUCACUACACCCACUUCGGUGCUCGGGAUGCAGAAGACUUCAUUGUCAAAUUCUGGGAAACAUGGGCGCUUACGAACGAUCCCGAAGAUGCCUUAGUCAUGCUCCGUACCUGGCAACUUGGAGACAUUUCAGCCUUGCCACAAUUUGGAGGAGACCUGAAGAAGGCUCUUGGGAGUAUCAAGGCGAAAGCUGUGCUUGCCCCAUGCAAGACCGAUCUGUAUUUUCCCCCGGAGGAUUCUGAGGUUGAGGUAGACAAUAUGCCGAAGGGGAGAGCGACCUUGAGCGUUAUUCCCAGUAUAUGGGGUCACUGGGCUGGAGGGCCUGGCGACAGUAAGGAGGAUUGGGCAUUCUUAGAUGAGCAGAUGGGGAGGCUCCUCUCAGAGGUGUAGUACUGCUGUACAUGGAUGUAAAUAUAUCAGCC
Messenger RNA from Eremomyces bilateralis CBS 781.70, 1180 nucleotides. Its product is annotated as homoserine acetyltransferase family protein. The transcript has 2 exons. Gene Ontology annotation, molecular function: acyltransferase activity, transferring groups other than amino-acyl groups. The record is from RefSeq and is a predicted model, not a curated record. Gene Ontology annotation, biological process: biosynthetic process. Lineage: Eukaryota; Fungi; Ascomycota; Dothideomycetes; Eremomycetales; Eremomycetaceae. The coding region runs from base 87 to 1148 and encodes 353 amino acids.